GGUGGGAUAUGGUUAAUGCGCCUGCCAUGGAGCGCAUCCGAUGGAACCUUUGACUGGACACGAUUUACAACUCCACGCCAUUCUUGAAUGUGCAACCGGAGGAAAUCGAUACUGGAUGCACUUGUUCAUCGAGAUUUAUUAUCUACGCGAGAUUCCAUAUCUAUUUGCCCGGGGGUUUCUGGCUAUUGGGGGUUGCUUGGUGUUGGAACCUUCUCACUAACUGCCUUUUUUUUUUUUUUUUUUUUCCUUUUUGGAGCGUUAUAGGAAAACCAACCGCACAAUCAUAUCUCUGGCGCAGAGUUCCGUGCAUUCUGAUAGAAUUGCUUCGUCGUCGUUGGUAUCUUGCGCAUC
Messenger RNA from Aspergillus ochraceoroseus IBT 24754, 351 nucleotides. RefSeq lists its product as uncharacterized. The coding region runs from base 88 to 264 and encodes 58 amino acids. The record is from RefSeq and is a predicted model, not a curated record. Lineage: Eukaryota; Fungi; Ascomycota; Eurotiomycetes; Eurotiales; Aspergillaceae. The transcript has a single exon.